AAGAGGAACUAUGAUAGGGACACUUUCCACUUGCCCUAAUGGACACUCUUUCCAGUGGGAGAGCCAGCAGUGUCAUUAUGGAAUGCCAUGGUCUAGCAUUCUUGUAGCCAGUGCCAUAGUGUUUAGUGGAUCCAAUGUAUCCAAGAGCUUAUGUCUCUUUAGACAUUUAAAACUCACCAUGAUGUCAACAUCAACCUUUAACUGGAUUCAGUCUGCCUAUGUGAUUUCAGCCUCACCUUUUACUUGGGAUUUUCAACAGGAAGAGCUUCUUCGAAACAGUGAAGGAAGGGUCCUAACACUAGGAGGUGAUGCUAGGUGUGAUUCCCCUGGAUUCUCAGCAAAGUUUGGAUCCUAUACACUCAUGGAUUUGGAGACAGGAAAAAGUAAUGAAGUACCUGGGUCCACUCAUAUGGAGUUGGAGGGUUUGAAACGCAGUCUUCUUAGACUUUGUAAUGCUGGACUUCAUGUCCAAACCCUGGUUACAGACAGAUACGGUAUGAUGAAGAAAUACAUGAGGACAGAACACCCAGACAAAAACCAUUUCUUUGAUGUCUGGCACAUGGCUAAAGAAGUGUCAAAGAAGUUAGAGGCAGCAGUCAAGAAGAGAGAUUGUCAAAACAUCAGGCCAUGGGUCAAAAGUGCAGUCAACCACUGUUACUGGGUGGCUGUCUCUAGCGGGGAAAAUGGGGAACUCAAAGAGCAGAAGUGGGCAUCACUGACCCAACAUAUUGCCAACAAACAUGAAAGUUGUGAACAUGGAGUAUUGGCUGAAGACAAGCUUUGGCUUAAAGAAGGUUCAAGGGCCCACAAGCUUUUUCGAGAAGUGGUGGAGAGUAAAUUUCUGUUGAAGGACAUUGGCAAGUUAUCCCCACUUCAUCAGACAUAUGGACUGGAGGUUUACCAUAGUGUGGUCAACAGUUUUGCUCCAAAGAACACACACUUUUUUUAUCCUGCAAUUAUGGCCAGGUAG
Molecule: messenger RNA, 970 nt
Organism: Saccostrea cuccullata (small rock oyster)
Lineage: Eukaryota; Metazoa; Mollusca; Bivalvia; Ostreida; Ostreidae
Exons: 4
Coding region: 11-970 (319 amino acids)
Source: RefSeq, a predicted model, not a curated record